Meriones unguiculatus (Mongolian gerbil) is the source of this 1874-nucleotide messenger RNA. RefSeq names its product matrix metallopeptidase 20 (gene Mmp20). The coding region runs from base 1 to 1443 and encodes 480 amino acids. The record is from RefSeq and is a predicted model, not a curated record. Gene Ontology annotation, molecular function: metalloendopeptidase activity; zinc ion binding. Gene Ontology annotation, biological process: collagen catabolic process; proteolysis; amelogenesis. Gene Ontology annotation, cellular component: extracellular matrix. The transcript is spliced from 10 exons. NCBI's taxonomy places the organism in Eukaryota, Metazoa, Chordata, Mammalia, Rodentia, Muridae.
AUGAAGGUGCUGCCUGCCUCUGGCCUGGCUGUCCUUGUCACGGCUUUAAAGUUUGCCACUGCAGCCCCCCUAUUUGCAGCCUCCCCUAGGACCUCCAGGAGCAACUACCACCUUGCACAGGCGUAUCUUGACAAGUAUUAUACAAAGAAAGGAGGCCCCCAGGCUGGUGAGAUGGUGGCAAGAGAAAGCAAUCCCAUGAUCAGGAAGAUUAAGGAGCUACAAACUUUCUUUGGCCUCCAAGUCACUGGGAAGUUGGACCGGAAGACAAUGGAUGUGAUCAAGAGGCCUCGCUGUGGAGUCCCUGAUGUGGCUAACUACCGCCUCUUCCCAGGUGAACCCAAAUGGAAAAAAAAUAUUCUGACAUACAGAGUCUCCAAGUACACACCUUCCAUGAGUCCCACGGAGGUGGACAAGGCGGUAGGGAUGGCCCUGCACGCCUGGAGUACGGCCGUCCCUCUGAGCUUCGUUAGAAUAAACUCGGGGGAAGCGGAUAUCAUGAUAUCUUUUGAAGCCGGAGAUCAUGGGGAUUCCUACCCAUUUGAUGGGCCUCGAGGGACUCUGGCCCAUGCAUUUGCACCCGGAGAAGGCCUGGGAGGAGACACACAUUUCGACAAUGCUGAGAAGUGGACUAUGGGAAUGAAUGGGUUCAACUUAUUCACUGUCGCUGCUCAUGAAUUUGGCCAUGCUCUGGGCCUGGGCCAUUCUACAGACCCAUCAGCACUGAUGUACCCAACAUAUAAGUACCAGAACCCGUAUAGGUUUCAUCUCCCCAAGGAUGAUGUGAAAGGGAUACAAGCUUUAUACGGACCCCGGAAAACAUUCCCAGGAAAGCCCACCCUGCCCCAUAUCCCGCAUAAGCCCUCUAUCCCCGACCUCUGCGACUCCAGCUCAUCCUUUGAUGCGGUGACAAUGUUGGGAAAGGAGCUUCUGUUCUUCAAGGAUAGGAUUUUCUGGAGAAGGCAAGUGCACUUGGCGGCAGGCAUCCGGCCCAGCACCAUCACUAGCUCCUUCCCCCAGCUCAUGUCCAACGUGGAUGCGGCUUAUGAAGUGGCUGAACGGGGCAUUGCUUUCUUCUUUAAAGGCCCCCACUACUGGAUCACACGAGGAUUCCAGAUGCAAGGGCCUCCUCGGACAAUUUAUGACUUCGGAUUCCCAAGGCAUGUGCAGCGAAUCGAUGCUGCAGUCUACCUCAAGAAGCCUCAGAAGACCCUUUUCUUUGUGGGAGAGGAAUACUACAGCUAUGAUGAAAGAAAAAAGAAAAUGGAUAAAGACUACCCGAAAACCACUGAAGAGGAAUUUUCAGGAGUGAGCGGCCAAAUAGACGCUGCUGUGGAAUUAAAUGGCUACAUCUACUUCUUUUCAGGACCGAAAACGUUCAAGUAUGAUACAGAGAAGGAAGACGUGGUCAGUGUGGUAAAAUCCAGCUCCUGGGUGGGCUGCUAAAUUAUCAGGUCUGGUCUCUCCAAAGGGACAAGGACAGUUGUGAGAACUGAUGAGUGGACAUUACAGACUAAGCAGAGUGUCACAGACGCUCUUCUCUCUGGCCUUCAGUUCUGAGGGUAAUUGAAAGUUCCUUGAAAAUAACCACAAUUCCAUUGUUUUUCCUAAUUAUUCCUUCACAAUUUAAUCUAAAUGAGAAACCGUUUUUAUCAGAAUUGCGUAAUUUAGUUAAACAUUCUUUUUUUUUUUUUUCUUGCCUACUAUAGUAAAGCAAGUUGAUCGGUUUGGUUUCUAUUUAAGAAAAAAGACUGCGCGUGCGCACGCACAGGCACACACACCAUUCUUUCGUUAGGCAAGGUCAUUACCAUUUGAAUCCUAAUUUUCCCUUAAAACAAUGGCCAUCAUUUACUAGGAUGAAUAUAAAUGUACCUGUU